UUUGCUGGGAGGCCUGGUCUCCGCCGAGCAGUAGUAGCUUGGUCAGCUCGGGGCUCAGAUCGGAGCUCGCUGUUCCUUCGUCCGUCGACCUCGAACGGGGACGACGAUGGAGGCGCGAGAGUACGUUUGGAAAGGGGCGAUCCCGCUGCAGAUCCAUCUCCACGAGUCCGAAGUCACCACCCUCCCUCCUCCGCCGCCUCUCCUCGUUCUGGCUUCUCGGGUUGGGUAUCUCCCGCUGCUGAUCCCCCACCUUAAGCCCCACUUCGGCGGCGCCCUCCCGCCCGGCGCGGACACGGUUUGGUUCGACUACAAUGGCUUGCCCUUGAAAUGGUUCAUUCCGACGGGAGUUCUUUUUGAUCUUUUAUGCCCCGAACCGCAGAGACCUUGGAAUUUGACGGUACAUUUCAGAGGAUAUCCAAGCAAUGUAUUGGUCCCCUGCGAAGGUGAAGAUAGUGUAAAAUGGAGUUUUAUCAAUUCUCUUAAGGAGGCUGCUUAUAUUAUCACGGGGAACUGCAAAAAUGUCAUGAAUAUGUCCCAGUCUGAUCAAUCGGAGCUUUGGCAAAGUGUGAUGAAUGGUGAUCUGGAAGCCUACCAGCAGGUAUCGCUGAAGCUUAAACUUGGUGUACUUGAGGAUGAGUACACUGUAAAGAAAAAUUCUAUUUCAUUAAGAUCCAAAGAAAGCAAUGCUGACACAGAUGUGGCUGGACAAGUUAAGACAGGCAGAAUUCCAGUCCGACUGUAUAUUUGCAGUGCUACUGAAGAUUUUGAUGAGUUAGAGGAUGCACCCCAAAUUGAUAGCUGGGACAAGAUCUCUUACAUAAAUCGUGCUGUUGAGGUUCUCAAAGAAGAAGGGAAAUGCUUCACACUAGGUGAUGCAGUGAAGACUCUUUUACCAGAGAUUUUUACGGACAAAUCAGUCAUCAAUGAGGAUUUGUCUAAAACAGAAGUUGAGGAUGACAAGAACGCUCCUUGUGUUUCUCAAGAGGACAACCAAGAUGCGAGUGGAAGUGCCGAAGAGAGGACAGAAGAAAUUUGUGCAGCUAUCAAGCCUCAUUUUUCAUCAAACACUGCUGAAUUAAAGCUUUUAAGAAUCCACGGCAUUGAGCCAAAAUUGGAGAUACCUUUCUCUUGGGUUGUGAACAACUUAAUGCACCCUGAACAUUUUCUUCACAUUUGUGUGUUUAUUAAACUUGCACAGGCAAAUCCUCGAUGACUAUGGGUCUUAUACUUGUUUUUCCCGUUCUAGUCGUUAUAUCCUUGAUCUCUUAGAAUGAGAAAUUUCUAGAAUUCAUUUGCUGUAAAGAAACUGUACAGAAAGUCACGAUAUAAAUACGGGGGUCUCGGUAUA
Molecule: messenger RNA, 1348 nt
Organism: Rhodamnia argentea
Lineage: Eukaryota; Viridiplantae; Streptophyta; Magnoliopsida; Myrtales; Myrtaceae
Product: autophagy protein 5
Exons: 8
Coding region: 107-1213 (368 amino acids)
Biological process (GO): autophagy of mitochondrion; autophagosome assembly; cellular response to nitrogen starvation
Cellular component (GO): Atg12-Atg5-Atg16 complex; phagophore assembly site membrane; cytoplasm
Source: RefSeq, a predicted model, not a curated record